AUGCAGCCACCCUCGAUGGGUGUCAACGGAUUCGGUCGCCGCAGUCACAAUUUCUCGUCGCCAUCGCUAGUGGACUACAGAUCCCAACCAUCUCAUUAUGGCUCGCAAUCAAGCAUAUUUCAAAAAGCCGGCAAUCAGUCGCCGCCUGACUACGCCCUUCUAUUCGAGCAGCCUGUGGUGGUAUUACGAUCGAAAAAACCUAGCACUGUGCGUUCCGCUAAAGAAGAAUCACGUUUGAGAUCCCAGCAGCCUCCCAACAAUAUACAAAGAGUUCAAGUUGUUCGGAGCCGGCCACAGAGCACGACGUCAUAUAAUAGCCUUGCAUCUUCGGGCAUGGAAAACGUCCACUGGCGCAAUUCAGUCAUGUCGUCAGUAACUCCAGAUACGCGACGACACACGUUGUAUGACGAUGAUGAUUCUCCAAGAGUUGUAAGUAUUUUCAUAUAG
This is a messenger RNA of Caenorhabditis bovis, 447 nucleotides long. The record is from the annotation of a GenBank genome assembly. NCBI's taxonomy places the organism in Eukaryota, Metazoa, Nematoda, Chromadorea, Rhabditida, Rhabditidae.